Molecule: messenger RNA, 4084 nt
Organism: Morone saxatilis (striped sea-bass)
Lineage: Eukaryota; Metazoa; Chordata; Actinopteri; Moronidae
Gene: ulk1a
Product: unc-51 like autophagy activating kinase 1a
Exons: 27
Coding region: 392-3160 (922 amino acids)
Biological process (GO): autophagosome organization; positive regulation of autophagy; autophagy
Cellular component (GO): cytoplasm; autophagosome
Molecular function (GO): protein serine/threonine kinase activity; ATP binding
Source: RefSeq, a predicted model, not a curated record
AUGAAUAAGCAGCAGCGUAGAAAGGUGAAGAAGACAAUAAUACGUGAGCUCAGUGUGUGAAAACAAACAGAUAAACAACAUUAACGUGAGUUUUUUUAACACUUUUACCGGUUCCAGAGACGCAGCUGGACGUGACGCGUUAAAGGAGGCUCGUUAAUAAUAAUAAUAUUUAGUUUUUACACAGUUUUUUUUAACUUUUUUGGUCUUGUUGACAGAAACAAUGUUGUCAUCGGUGUUUACCUCGGUUUUGACGCCUGCCACGUGCGAAGGCGGCGUUGUGCAUGAAUGAAAUGGGAUUUACCGGCGCGAGGGAAGCGUCGCGGGACCUCACGGUUGGAGAAUCGAUCCUCUUGAACACUUAUAAAUUAUAAUAUUUGAGUUUAUUUCUAACAUGGAGUCUGUCGGGAAGUUUGAGUUCAACAGGAAGGACCUGAUUGGCCACGGUGCCUUCGCGGUCGUCUUCAAAGGCAGACAUAAAGAGAAACGAGACUGGGAGGUUGCUGUGAAGUGCAUCAACAAGAAGAACUUGGCCAAAUCUCAGGCUCUGCUUGGUAAAGAAAUCAAAAUAUUAAAGGAGCUCAAACAUGAGAAUAUUGUUCGCCUGCUUGACUAUCAGGAAAUGGGAGGGUGCGUGUAUCUCGUCAUGGAGUACUGCAAUGGGGGCGACCUGGCAGAGUACCUUCACUCUAAGGGGACGCUGAGCGAGGACACCAUCCGCGUGUUCCUGCAGCAGAUCGCUCAGGCCAUGAAGGUCCUGCAGAGCAAAGGCAUCCUCCACCGAGACCUCAAACCCCAGAACAUCUUGCUCUGCCACCCAGAGGGGCGCAGGUCCAGUCCCAUCAACACCUGCAUCAAGAUCGCUGACUUUGGGUUUGCGCGUCACCUCCAGACGAACACCAUGGCAGCCACGCUGUGUGGCUCUCCCAUGUACAUGGCUCCUGAGGUCAUCAUGUCCCAGCACUAUGAUGCCAAGGCCGAUCUGUGGAGCAUUGGUACCAUUGUGUACCAGAGUCUGACUGGGAAGGCACCUUUUCAUGCCAGCACACCGCAGGAGCUCCGUCUGUUUUAUGAAAGCAACAGGAUCCUUUUACCAAGCAUCCCAAAGGAAACUUCUAGUAAGCUAAGGGACCUCCUGAUGGGGCUGCUGCAGAGAAACCACAAAGAACGGAUCAGCUUUGAUGAGUUCUUCCACCAUCCCUUCUUGGACACAAGCUCAUCUGCAAAGAAAUGCUCUCCAGCUCCUGCGCUCUCCUUCCCCGGUUCAGGCUCUGGCAGUUCCUCUGGCAGCUCCUCCACAUCCCAUCUGGCCUCCCCUCAACAUUCCGACGGAGAGAUGCACCGACUUCAGCCCAAAACGCGCUUUUCCCCAACGCAGGACACUCCGGCCUUCCUGCUGAAAGAAAUAGCCAAUCAGGACAGUAGGAACACCUCAUCUUACACGGAGGACUUCGUAAUGGUGCCUGCCCAGUUUCCCAGUGAGUACACAUGUGAGCUGGAGGUCGGGUCACCCAUUGAGAGUUGCCUGAUAUACAGUGGGAGCUCAAUACUGGCUGAGAGAAGCCCCGGAGCUGCAGGAAAGACACCUCCUCCCUCUCCCCUGCUGCACUCUCCCCUCAAACCUGUUAGCAAGCCUGGUGGAUUCGCUGGCCGUAAGUGCAGUCAAACGGUGCCCAUUCCUGUCCCAACUCAGAUCCGAAACUACCAGCGGAUGGAACAGAACCUGCAACCUGUGGGCUUGCAUGGCUCCACCAGGGUCACACUCUGCUGUGCUGGCAGCAGCAGUGAAAGCUCCCCACAGUGCGGAGGCUGUAGAGCUUCCAGUCCAGGAUUUGUCCUCAACUCCCCAAGGCUGGCAUCAGGAGGAGCCCGACCACAACCGUCUUCCCCGCUAGUGGGAACGACCCCAAAGACCUCCGAGCAGACUCUCCCGCUCAGCACAAGAACUGGACUCCUCGCCGGCUCUCCUGACAUGCAGGACGCCUCCAGUCCUAAGCAGCAGGUUCAAUCAAGAAUGCCAAACCGAAUCAGGACAGUUCCAGACCUGCAAUCCCUGGACCCAUCUCCUGCUUCCCAGACCAACCUCAACAGGAAAUCAGCCAAUAAAAAGGGCCCCUUUGAAAGGUCAGAACGAUCGCUGAGCGCAGGCAGGCUGUCUGACAUGCUACUGAAGGCGGCCUUUGGUGCUCACCUCUUUGAGGAGGAAAGUGACGAGAGCCUUAACUGUGAGAAGAGCAUGGAUAUAACAGCUCCACCUACUGGUUGUCAUAGAGGCUUUCAGUACUCAGACAGUCCACCUCCUGUAAUCUUCACAAUGGGUUCUCCAUCCAAAGGAGACACUCCUCCUGAUUACUUGUUAUCAUGGAGGCUCUCAGGCUCCCCCAGCUACAUUAACUCCGCCUGGCUACUGAACAGUCGCCUUCUCCACGGAGGAAGCCGUAGAAACAGCGAGACUGAAGGCAUGGACGCUACUCCACACAGCAGCCUGGUCUUUCACCCUCCGGAGCUCCCCGAAGAAACGCUGAUGGAGCAGGCUCAUACAGACGCUCUGAGUGACCUGCGUUUCACCCUGGCUUUUGUCCACUGUGUCAUUGAAUUGGCUUCAUCCAAGGACACGGGGCUGGGGGUCGUCAGCAGUCCUGAUGAUUCCUUUCUCGAGCAGAGCUUGGUGACGGAUCAGAUCAGCCUUCUGAGUAAAGAAUGGAGCUAUGCAGAGCAGUUAGUGUUGUACAUGAAGGCUGAAGAGUUUCUGUCAUCGGCGCUGCACACGGCUAAAGAGAACAUCAAACAAGGACAACUCCUUCCCUCUUCUACAGUCAAACAAGUGAUCAGGAAGCUGAAUGAAUUGUAUAAGUGCUGCGUAACGUACUGCCGCUCCCUCAACCAACGGCUGCAGACCUUCUUGCUCGACAAACAGAAGCUCAUGGACCGCUUCAACGGGCUGACGGCAGAGAAGCUCAUCUACAACCACACUGUGCACAUGGUGCAGUCGGCUGCUUUGGAUGAGAUGUUCCACUAUGGCUCAGCGUCAGUCCAGCGCUACCAGAAAGCACUUUUGCUGAUGGAGGGUCUGUCCCGAAUCAUCACAGAGCAGAAGGACGUUGACAGCAUCGAUAAAUGUAAGCAGUGUAUCGAGCGACGCCUUUCAGCUCUGCAGUCUUAACAGUAUCCCUGAGCUCUACAGCUGCAUUACGGUGCCUCAGCCACCUUCCCUCGGCGUCGAUGGAUCCUCUCAGACUCUCAGUACACACAAGCACUUUGAUCUGUCUUAAGGGAAAUGACCACUGGAGCAUCUGCUCUUAUCCCACCACCACCCAGUCUGCAAUCUUUACAUAAAUGCACACUAAAGACUGGAAGUCCUGUUUUUGGACACGUUGUUGCAGACAGAUUCUGUCUCGAUUGAAUAUUUUGAUCAGGUAAAUUGUUGUCAGUAUUUGUUUUGUUACAGACUGUAUAUAUGAGUGUGUUGAUUUCUGUUUUGCACAUAGAAUAAUCAAAAUGAAAUGGUUGACUUGAAGCAAAAAGGUGAUUUGAGUUGUUUUCUGUAUUUGAAUAGUUUGUGUUCAGUGAAGUUCACUGACCAACAGGAGUCAGAAUAUUUUGGAUGAGAUGACCAAAUAUCGCAAGUGUGUAGCAGUGAUAGUAAAACAGAGUAGUGGAUGUAAAGGUAAUAAAAAGUAUGUUUUGACUUCCUUUUGAGAAAAAUGUCUUAUAGACUUUGAUCAUAUACUGCAAUAAGUAUAUUUUGACAUUAAGUACUCAUUAAUGAGGUACUUUAAGAGACAUUAACUGCAUGUUUAUCUGCUGUUUGUGUGCACAUUAGUUUUUUUGUAUUUUUCAAUUGUUUGGAAUUAUGUAAAAAGAUUGUGCUAAUUUGUGAAUGAAUUUUUACAUGUUUUUUUUGCCUGAUAGCAAACUAGUUUAUUACAAUUACAAUAUUCAAAUGUUGUGUAAAUCUUAGUGUGACAACAUACGUUUGUUAGAAUUUAUUAAAUUGCCUUUUCUACUUUGAUCAAUGACAGUCAAACUUGCCAAAAUUAGUUGUAAAACACUGUGUGACGAAAAUAAAUAAUAUUUAUUGUUAAAA